Messenger RNA from Drosophila mojavensis, 1257 nucleotides. RefSeq names its product trypsin-1. Bases 1 to 1257 code for a protein of 418 amino acids. The transcript has a single exon. Gene Ontology annotation, molecular function: serine-type endopeptidase activity. The record is from RefSeq and is a predicted model, not a curated record. Gene Ontology annotation, biological process: proteolysis. Lineage: Eukaryota; Metazoa; Arthropoda; Insecta; Diptera; Drosophilidae.
AUGGCAAUAACCUUAGCUGGGUCCGGUUUGGCGGCUGGUCUAGCCAGUUCUGCAGCCGGUCGAGGCCGGCCUAGGGUUCUGCUAGCUGCUAGCUGGGCCCUCUUCUUGUGGGCAUUGGCAAGGAUGCGCCAAUUCAGUUGCCAAUUGCCAGUUGGCCAGCUUAGUUCGCUAACCAGAAUGAGAUACAUUUGCUUGCUAGCCUCAGUGGUGGGCCUGGCCCUGGCCACGCCCAGUCUGCGCGGCGCCUCGGAGCCGGCCAAGAUAUUGGAGUCGUUGAACAGUAUGCGGCAGAACAGCUUCCUGGACUGGAUCAUGUCCGUGCUGGGUCCGGACUCUCCCGAGACGGGCGUGUCGCCCGCCAAGCGGGAGUGCCCGGCCUGUGGCUGCGGCAACAUCAAUACGCGCCAUCGCAUCGUCGGCGGGCAGGAGACGGAGGUGCACGAGUAUCCCUGGAUGGCCAUGCUGAUGUGGUUCGGCAGCUUCUAUUGUGGCGCCACGCUGGUCAACGAUCAGUACGCCCUGACGGCGGCCCACUGCGUCAACGGCUUCUACCAUCGGCUGAUCACGGUGCGCCUGCUGGAGCACAAUCGGCAGGACAGCCAUGUGAAGAUCGUGGACAGGCGAGUGGCUCGCGUGCUCGUCCAUCCCAACUACAGCACACUCAACUUCGACAGCGACAUUGCGCUCAUCCGGUUCAAUGAGCCGGUGCGUCUAGGCAUCGACAUGCAUCCCGUUUGCCUGCCCACGCCCACCGAGACCUUUGCUGGCCAAACGGCUGUGGUCACCGGCUGGGGCGCCCUCAGCGAGGGUGGACCCAUCUCCGAUACUCUGCAGGAGGUUGAGGUGCCCGUGCUGUCGCAGCAGCAGUGCCGCGAGACCAACUACGGCGCUGACAAGAUCACCGACAACAUGAUCUGUGCCGGCUACGUGGAGCAGGGCGGCAAGGACUCCUGCCAGGGCGACAGCGGCGGGCCCAUGCAUGUGAUUGACGAGAAGCAAACCUAUCAACUGGCUGGCAUCGUCUCCUGGGGCGAGGGCUGCGCCAAGCCCGGCUCACCCGGCGUCUACACACGCGUGAGCAACUUCAACGAGUGGAUCGCGGCCAACACUCGCGACUCCUGCGCCUGCAGCCAGUCCGAGGAAGCCUCGCCAGCCGAAGCUGCCACCACAACCACUGAGCAGCCAGAGCAGCCAGAGAUGGCCACGGCUCAGACCAGCGAAGAUCCCGAAGUGCAGGAGGCCGAGCUGCCUGUCUAA